CAGCACUGUGGCAGUGGAAGUGGAGUGGAGUUGGGUCUUUGUCCGGACAGAUGUAGCGACAACAUCCCAAACAAAAACCGCUUAUUUGUGCUGAGAUGAGCCCGUCUGCCUUCUGUGUGUUGGCAUUCAACUUCACUAAACAAAAGGACUGGGGGAAACAUCUUGGAUUACCUUUCCUCUUUUCAACGCUAAAAACCAGCCGUGGCUUUUCCCCCCCUCACACACACACACACACACACACACACACACACCAGCGCCAUUCAGUGCUUUGAGUUAACUAACAAAGUUUAUUUAAGUGUUGUUAUGUUAUUGGGGCCGUAAGUGGGGGGAAUUAGUGACUUUUUGAUUUUGAACAAGAGCAAUGUCACGGGCCGGGACUUAAUGUCAGAACAAUGCUGUUCCCGACCUUCACCAUUCAGACGAUACUGACACCAUUAACGUGAACAUUUGAUGAAUAUAACACUUUUUAAAAAAAUAUUUAUUUCAUUCUUAUAUUGCUUAUAUGUGAGCCUUUGGAUAUGAGCAACUCAUUUAAAUAAAAAUCAGCCAAAACAUAGAAUUGCCUAUUUUUAUAUUUUUCUAGAAACUCUUAAGAUUUUUUUUUUUAUCAUGAACUUUUUUGUGCUAUUUUACCCAUAAAGUUUACAAGCCGACAUAUUCUCAUCUCCCUACAGACAGCAAGGUUUUGCAGCAACCUCUUCCUCUGUAUAAUGCUUGAAAAGGUCCAGAAAGUGCCACCAUAUACAUAUUCCCAGAGAAAUCUCUCCAUAAGCCCAGAAAUAGUAAAUAUGUACUUUGUAUUGGCUCAUAUGGGCAGGCUGAGUGUGCGUAUAUGUGUGUGUGUGUCGGGGCAGAGCAGACCCCGCCCAUUUAUGCUAAUUAAUGCCUCCCAUUGGUGUGUCAGGGGAGCAGGCCGGCUCUGAUUGGCCAGGUCGAAGCCAUUUAUUCACUGACAGCCCCGUCACAUGAAUGGUUGUCUAUUAACUUGUUCAAAAACUAUCUGGAGUUGUCAAGGCUCAGGCGGACAGAGGCGAAAAAGUACAGUUUGUUGAUGCUUUUUCGGAGAGGCGACGGGAGAAGUUUUGUGGACACAACAUAGCAGGGACCUAUUGGGAGAAGCCUCUUUGUCACACACACUCUGACACACACUCAGCGAGAGGGAGAGAGAGAGAGAGAGAGAGAGAGAGAGAGAGAGAGGGAGAGAGUGUGUGGAGACGCGGCUUGGUGCGUGUUGUUUUUUCUGUCCAGAGAAAAAGUUGCAGAGAAAAACCCGACAGGUAACUUUGAGCUUCAGCCCUGCGCUCCUCCUCACUGUCCUGCCUCUGGCUUGUGGAGUUUGUCUCUGUGCGUUUUUUCCUUCUGCUCGGGAGCUCCGACUAAAAAGCUGUUCCUGAUGUAUAACAUGAUGGAGACUGAACUGAAGCCCCCAGCUCCCCAGACCAACACGGGGGGCUCGGGCAACACCAACUCGUCCGGCACCGGCGCCAAUCAGAAAAACAGUCCGGAGCGGGUCAAGAGACCCAUGAACGCGUUCAUGGUGUGGUCCCGGGGCCAGAGGAGGAAGAUGGCGCAAGAGAAUCCCAAAAUGCACAACUCGGAGAUAAGCAAGAGGCUGGGCGCAGAGUGGAAACUUCUGUCGGAAAGCGAGAAGAGACCUUUCAUCGACGAAGCCAAGAGGCUGCGGGCCCUGCACAUGAAGGAGCAUCCGGAUUACAAAUACCGGCCCCGGCGGAAAACCAAGACCCUCAUGAAGAAGGACAAGUACACCUUGCCCGGCGGGCUGCUGGCUGCGGGAGGAAACGGGAUGGGAGCUGGGGUCGGUGUAGGGGUGGGGGGCGGGCUGGGCGGUGGGGUGAACCAGCGGAUGGACAGCUAUGCGGCGCACAUGAACGGCUGGACCAACGGUGGCUACGGCAUGAUGCAGGACCAGCUGAGCUACCAGCACCCGGGGCUGAACGCGCACAACCCGAGCCAGAUGCAGUCCAUGCACCGCUACGACAUGAGCGCCCUGCAGUACAACACCAUGACCAGCUCCCAGAGCUACAUGAACGGCUCCCCGACAUACUCCAUGUCCUAUUCCCAGCAAACCACGCCGGGGAUGACCGCCCUGGGCUCCAUGGGGCCCUCCUCGGUGGUGAAGUCCGAGUCCAGCAGCUCCAGCCCGCCCGUCGUCACCUCGUCAUCCCACCGGGCCGGCCCGGGCUGCCAAAGCGGAGAUCUGAGGGACAUGAUCAGCAUGUACCUGCCCGGGGCGGAGGUCAGCGAGCAGACCGCCCAGACCAGGCUACACAUGUCCGGGCACUACCAGAGCACCGUGCCCGGGACGACGAUCAACGGCACGCUGCCGUUAACACACAUGUAAGAGACACACAGCAAAGAGAGAAAAAAAAUAACUUUUAUAAGAGAAACUGUGGACUAUUAACGUUGGACUAUUUUUGUACAGAAAAAUUUCGGGGUGGGAAAAGUUGUAUAGAAGUCUCAAGGAAAAGGACACACGACUCUUUUUUUUCUUUCAUUUUAUUCUAAGGAAGCUCUAGAGGAACGGUAGGAGAUCCCCUCUUCACUGGUGGAUGAAGUUUGGAAGACUAGAAAGUGGGAGUCGCAAUCAAAUGUUUUAUUAUUGCAAUCACCUUUUGUACAGUAUUUAUCAAAGAAACAUUACAAUCAGAUGAAAUUGUUUGUUAAACUGCAAGAGGUUGCAUUUUUCUUUUCUUUCUUUUUUUUUUUUUUAUAUAUAUAAAGCAACGCCAGUUCUGCAGAAAAUAUUAAAAGUGAAACAGGCAGAACUGCAAUUUAUAUGGGAGCGAUCAGUUAUGCUCCUUUAUUACUGCAAACAUUGGAAAGAAAAGGGACAUAAAACGAAGCAGGUAAUACUUUUUUUUUUUUUUUUUUCAUUUAAGGUCAAUAUUACUAAACAUUUUAAUUUCUUAAAAAAAAAAAAAGAUAAGACACUUUUUUUUCCUCUCAUACAGCUUAAAAUAUAGGUUGUUAAUUUAUAUUUCCGUCUCCCACUUUUCAUCUGUUAGAGGUAUGACGCUUGUGCUCUUUAUUUUCUAAUUGAUUUGUACAAUUUCUGUAUAUUUACUGUGAUAUUUUAAGUUUUUAUUUCAAAAUUCAUUCCCGUAGUUGUAUUUUAAAAAUUGUGGCCUGUACGCAGAAGCCAACCACUCCAUGUAUAUAUAUACCGGAACUAAUACCAUCCUUAUAACAGUUACAAUUUCAGCUGAGUAUAUUUUUUUUCAAUAUGCAGUUUGAAAUGAAUAAAUUUUGGAAAUUUGGAUACUUGAAA
Messenger RNA from Dicentrarchus labrax (European seabass), 3289 nucleotides. RefSeq names its product SRY-box transcription factor 2 (gene sox2). Lineage: Eukaryota; Metazoa; Chordata; Actinopteri; Moronidae. The coding region runs from base 1394 to 2362 and encodes 322 amino acids. The record is from RefSeq and is a predicted model, not a curated record. Gene Ontology annotation, biological process: cell differentiation; anatomical structure morphogenesis; regulation of DNA-templated transcription. The transcript has a single exon. Gene Ontology annotation, molecular function: DNA-binding transcription factor activity, RNA polymerase II-specific; RNA polymerase II cis-regulatory region sequence-specific DNA binding.